CAAAUGAAAUGGUGAAGUUGGAAUAUCAUAUUAUAUAUACUUGUACUAAAAAAAAAAAGAAAAAACAUCAUAUUGUGCAUAUGUAUAUAAUACAAAAAAAUUAUCUGAAUUAUAUUUAUUUAUUUUCGGAUAAUUAAAUUAAUCAGUCGACGCCGAGCUUGGAUUUGUGGGGUUUAACGUGCGCAUGCAUAUAACCAUGUAUAUGUUUUUAUAUACUCGCACACAAGACUUAAUGAACUUUAUUUAAGCCUUCUGAAUUAUCAACUCUCCUCACCAAGUUGUACGAACCAAUAUCCAACAAAAGAAGUCGAAAAGAUUGAAGCUGUUUUGGUGCUAAAAAGAUGGUGCAGCUAUCCAACAUAUUCAACACACUAUCAAAAAACAUAUCAAAUAAAACUGCAAAGAAGAGCAGGCUUAGCACUGGAGGGGAGGCUGCAGUUGUUCUAGCAAAGGAAGCAAAGAGGAAUGAGCUGCUGCUAACCUCUUCUGGUUUCAUCAAUGGCAGAAACAACGAAACCUUAGCUUCUAGCCACACGAAACGAGGCAAAAAGGGACUCAAUCAGGAUUGCUUCCUUGUGUGGGAGGAGUUUGGAUGCCAAGAAGACAUGGAUUUCUGUGGAGUUUUUGAUGGACAUGGAGCAUGGGGCCAUUUUGUGUCGAAAACUGUUAGGGAGCUGUUGCCAUCGUUGUUGCUCUGUAGUUGGCAAGAGGCCGUUGAGCUCAAUGCAUGCGAUUUGGAUUGCAGCUUGGAAUCAAAGAAGAAACAGAUCCAGUUUGAUGUGUGGGAGCAAUCUUUCUAUAAGGCUUGUGCUGCAGUUGAUCAAGAACUCGAGCAGUGUCCUGCUAUCGACUCUUUUUACAGUGGAUGCACUUCCUUGGCACUUGUUAGACAGGGUGAUCUCAUGAUAGUUGCAAAUGUGGGCGACUCACGGGCCGUGCUAGCAACUACUUCAGACGAAGGGAAUUUGGUCGCGACUCAGCUUACAACUGACCACAAACCAAAUUUACCAUAUGAGCGCAAACGAAUAGAGAAGUCAGGAGGGACGACUUACUCCUGCCCGGAUGAGCCAGGUGUGCAUAGGGUCUGGCUGCCAAAUGGGCAGGCGGUCAGAGGCCCGGGCUUGGCUGUGUCGAGAGCAUUUGGUGACUACUACAUCAAAGACUUUGGCCUAAUCUCUGAGCCACAGAUAACACAAAGGAGCAUAAGCAGCAUGGAUCAGUUUGCUAUAUUGGCAACAGAUGGGGUGUGGGAUGUGAUUUCCAAUGAAGAAGCAGUGGAGAUUGUUGCUUCUUCAAAAAGGGAUGAAUCUGCAAAAAGGCUGGUUGAAUAUGCAGCUUGUGCAUGGAAACGCAGGGGAAGAUGUGCUGUAAUGGAUGACAUUUCAGCUGUCUGUCUCUUCUUUCAUCGUUCCGAUCAAGCAGACGACGACGUGAAGGCGAACAACGGGCGAAUGUACUAGAUAGCCGUGUAGCGAUUGCAGAUUUCUCUCGAUCAUGUGUACAUAUAUGUCUUGAGAUCAAGGACACUCGUUGAUCUAACAUGUAGCUAAUGAAAGAGUUAUUUGUGCAGGCGAAAUAUCUAUAUGGGCAUGUGUCACAUAUCUAAUAGAUUUUGUUUAAUCGGAUGAGGGUAGUUAGUGAAAAUGAAAUAAUAUUUGGACUUUUUCCCUUCAA
Messenger RNA from Salvia miltiorrhiza (redroot sage), 1674 nucleotides. Its product is annotated as probable protein phosphatase 2C 34. Gene Ontology annotation, biological process: protein dephosphorylation. NCBI's taxonomy places the organism in Eukaryota, Viridiplantae, Streptophyta, Magnoliopsida, Lamiales, Lamiaceae. The record is from RefSeq and is a predicted model, not a curated record. Bases 342 to 1460 code for a protein of 372 amino acids. Gene Ontology annotation, molecular function: protein serine/threonine phosphatase activity. The transcript has 6 exons.